AUGACAAUCCUUGAAUUCUUGACCCUGGUGCCAGAAGAAGUGGCCAAUACGGAAAUUAUUGGAGGGAAAAGAGCACAAAUCACGCAAGAACUUAAAGAAAGUAUACCUUUGGUAAUAUCGACCUUGUCGUCAUUUCUCAUUUCGAUAACAGAGAACAGUGGCGAAUCUACACUACACCAAAAGGCACUUGGAUGUUUGCAGAGCUGGAUACAGUAUGGUGUUGACUUUCAAGAAGUAUAUCCUCUCGUUCGACAAUCAAUGAUGCUUCUUGGCAACGACGAUCUAUUUCAAUCCGCCACAGAUGUCCUAUUGGAAGCCAUGCAGCAACCAUCAUACACCAGAUACAACACAUUACGGAAUGACUUGCUCGACUGCUUUUCAUCAGAUGGAAUGAAAUUGAAGCUUACCGACUGCAUCUCAGAGGAGGAUGAUGAAACGGCAAUAUCGCUAGCCAAAUUGCUCACCGGCUUUGGAGAAACAUUUACUGAUUUUAUUGCAAGCCAAUUCGCAUCACCCAAAAUCAGCGUCUUACUUGAGAUGAUCAUGCAACUCACAGAUUUCCCAGGCCAUUUUCCAGCGGAUCAAGAAGUGAGUGAGGUACCGCUCAAUUUUUGGUACAUGUUGCAAGAGACGUUGUUUGACGAUGGUAUCAUUCCUAUCCGACAACAACAAGCCAUAUGGAAUCGUCAGUGUGGAGAAGAAGCGAUGAUUGUGUAUCGAGAACUUGUCUCUGUCAUCAAACGGAAAGCUGCGUUUCCAGAAGAUUCCGUAUGGCGCUCGUGGCCUAAAGGUAAAGACUUGGAAGCAACCAUGUUCUGUUUGAAAAGUAUUUGUGAAGAAGUUCCAGCGGAUGAGGAUACCUAUAUCCGUCAGUUUUUUGGUCCAAAAGUACUUGAAAGAUUACCGACCAGCGAAGAUUUUCGAUUACAAAAUACUGUUCUGCUUUUGACUGGUGCAUUGGCCGAAUGGUUAAAAAUACAUCCAGAGUUUCUUCCACCUGUCAUGAACUAUAUCGUGCCAUGUCUCAGCGUCCAACGACUAUCCAUGUCUGCAGCUACCGCAUUUUCUGAUAUUUGUGACACAUGCCGAGAAUCGUUGACCGAUGCUUUGGAUAGUCUCAUGCACGCCAAUAUCAUGCAAAAAGUUGUAGAAUCUGUUGCAGAUGUUAUUCAGGUGCUACCUCCCGAUAGAGCAAUCGCGCCACUCAUGGCAUUAGCAGGAGAUAUACUUCAAGGAGUAGGAAAAGCUCUAACGGUUGCCAAAGAAGCACCAGCAGAAGCACGUGAGGUGAUUCUGGCACAACUACAAUACCUAUCCGCCUGCUGUCGAGGGAUUCAGUCCCCAAACGACGACUAUCAAUCCUUAUCAGCACGAAACUCCAACUAUGACAAUUUUGCUAACGGUCAACUCGCAGCCAUGUAUGCCAAGGUCGACGGCUUCCAUCAAUUCACGUCAGCUAUAUAUGAUUCGGUCCAACAUAUUGCGGCAACGUGGCGAGACGAUGAAGAGAUCAUGAAGACAUUAUCACAUUAUAUUGAGGCAGGCAUACGGUCCAUCAGCCCAUUGUUAACGCUGGCGUUCGACGAUCUGGCUGUACUGACAGUGACAAAUUAUCAAAGUACUGGAUUUGCGUGCUGGUUACACACGGCCACAUUGAUCAUGACAGUCUAUGGAGGUCACGAGACAAAUUAUCCUCGAUUACGUGAUUUGUUGGGCUCUUUGACAGAAAAGACGCUGGGAUUUAUUGGCACGGUUGAAGGUAAAGCAAAUUGUCAAAAAGCUUUGCCCUUGAUAAUUAACCAAACGGUUAUUAAUCGUCCCUGUUUACAUAUGAAAGCCAUGGAACAAUAUCCAGAUGUCAUAGAUAAUUACUUUGAGCUUCUAUCAAGAGUAAGUAAUUAA
Zychaea mexicana is the source of this 1902-nucleotide messenger RNA. Its product is annotated as armadillo-type protein. Gene Ontology annotation, cellular component: cytoplasm; nuclear membrane. The transcript is spliced from 9 exons. NCBI's taxonomy places the organism in Eukaryota, Fungi, Mucoromycota, Mucoromycetes, Mucorales, Lichtheimiaceae. The coding region runs from base 1 to 1902 and encodes 633 amino acids. Gene Ontology annotation, biological process: protein import into nucleus. The record is from RefSeq and is a predicted model, not a curated record.